GGCUCUCGUAAACCACAUUUGUUCCAAACUUUCUUACUCGCAAUUAAACACUGCGGUAUUCUCUUACCUUUGUGACACCCAGGUACAUGCCCCAGCCUUCAAAUUGGAGUAGCGCAAUCCACUAACAUCUUCCAGAUUCACCAUGCGUGAAAUCUUACCAUAUCAAUGCACUUUUAGUUCUGUAUCGAGCCGAUUAGAAAGCAAGAUUAAGAGCAUCUUACCCCAGUAUGACGAGAAAGAUCCAAGGACAUGGCCUUAUGUGACUUUGGCGACUAUCGAGGAGCGUCGCCCUUACUACGGCUACCCAAAUCUUCUAGCAGGCGUUGCUUACCAGCGGUCGGUCAUACUGCGAUACCACGCCAUGUACUCAGCUGAGGAGCGCAAGCAAAGCGCCUUCCUAAACGGCUCAUUUCACGAAAGAUAUCCUUGCAACUACGAUGAAUACGAUCAGCUGAAGGACUGGGUCGGCAUGUCCAAGGUGGAGCAUAAGAGAUACAUGGCAAACGUCGCCGGAGACAUCAUAGACAUCACAGAAGAUGCAUACGACGAUGGAUUGCGCCUUCCGCCGCGCCAAUCGACUACUAUAAGGGGAGACAGGACUCUGAAUGGCGAGUGCUGCGCAAAUAGUAGAUGUAUCGAAACCAGACGCGAAGCAGCCAAACCCCGAAAGGAACUCUCGCAGAAGCAAGGCCAACUCGUGAACUCUCAGCAGAACCCCAAAGAAUUCGAAGCAAGCGAAGAACGCAGACACAACGCGCCAAGCGACACACAAGCCGAACUCGAGAAGCUGCGACAAUGCGCAGAUGCCGCGGAGCGCGAAUGCGAGAUCCGCAGGGCAAACAAUAUCAAGCUAUUAUGGCGGGUACGGGAGCUAGAAAGAAAGGCAGUUCAGAGGGAUGAGCUGGAAGCGUAUUGCAGUCAGUUAGAGGAGGAGGUUGAUGUACUCAAGGGGAAGCGAAAGCGAGACGUUGUAGAGUCUGAUCCUAAUGAGGAUUUGAUGGAGGGAUAUAUGUUUAGCAGCAAGAAGACGAGGUCGUCUAGCGCAGAUUAGUCGUAGGGAAUUGAGGUUGAG
Molecule: messenger RNA, 1072 nt
Organism: Bipolaris sorokiniana ND90Pr
Lineage: Eukaryota; Fungi; Ascomycota; Dothideomycetes; Pleosporales; Pleosporaceae
Exons: 1
Coding region: 143-1051 (302 amino acids)
Source: RefSeq, a predicted model, not a curated record